UCUCAUGGUUUAAUGUGAUAUCACUAUCUCACUUGUAAAAGCCAUAAACUAUCUAUCUAAAUUGAUUAUUUUUUAUUUGUCCAAGCUGUUGUCAUCUGAUUGUGCUGUGAUUCCUAAAAUUUCUCGAAUUUAUUGCUUUGUUUGCGCUAUCAUGCAAUAAAGUAUCAUUAUAAUCUUCAGUGAUGUGCAAAGGCUGAAUGGAACCUUUUCUUUCUUUUUAUUUGAAUAAAUAAUUUGCUUGUAAAUGUCCGUGUCUUUGUGUGUUCUCCGUAUUGAAAUCGACGAAGAUCUUCCCGAAAUGGGCGAUAAUCCUGCUGAAAUGGAAGCUGCUAAAGAACAGAAGAAGAAAGACCGUGGAGCCCGUGAGUCCAAGACCAUCACCGUAGAGACAUAUGCCAGUGUCCUCACAGGCCCUAAUACGGACACAGGGAUCCUGCCCACCAGCUCUAGACGCUCCCCUCCUGAAAACAGCAUGUCUGAGGAAGAUGAUACCAUCAGUUUCUUCUGUGGAAACCCUCUCGUUGAAGUCACAAAGGGAGUCCUACAUCUGUACAAAGAAAAUGAAAUGAAAGAAGCAGAAGAGGCAAAGACCCUGUGUCUGCUGUCUGUGCCUGGGGCUCUGGGGGCUCCAGACCUUCUGGCUUUUGCAGCGGCCUGCCAGCAGGACAUUGCUCAUGUCAGGGUGCUGAGGGAUGGCUCACCUGAUCAUUACAUGGCUUUAUUUACAUUCCGCACCAGUGACGCGGCGCGUGAGUUCCACGAGACAUUCGAUGGGGUGCCGUACAGCAGCUUGGAACCCAACGCCCUGUGCCACAUGGCCUGGGUGUCGCGCGUGGAGUGGGCCAGGGAUGGCACUCCGCCCCCCUCACACACCGAGCUGCCUACUUGUCCUGUGUGCCUGGAGCGCAUGGACGAGAGUGUGGCGGGCGUGCUGAGCGUGCAGUGCGCGCACGCGUUCCACGCGGAGUGCCUGGUGCGCUGGCGGGACGCGCGCUGCCCGGUGUGUCGGUGCGCCCAGACGCCGGAGCCGCGCGGCCAGGCUGUCUGCUUCCAGUGCGAGCGAGCUGCCCUCGCAGAAGAAGACGGCGACGAGACGCGAGAAAACUUUAGCGGCGUGGCCGAAGGUUUGUUGGACGGCGUGGAAGCCGGCACGCUGUGGAUCUGUCUCAUCUGCGGGAAUGUUGGAUGCGGCCGGUACGAAGGUGGACAUGCAGCUAAACAUUUCUUAGCGUCAAACCACACGUACGCACUGCAGCUGGGAUCUAAUAGAGUUUGGGAUUAUGCGGGUGACAACUUCGUCCACCGCCUAGUGCAGAACAAAGCUGAUGGUAAGCUGGUGGCUGCGGAGGGGGGGUUCACUUCAGAAGACUCCGCCUGUGGGGGGGAGAAACUGGACUCUGCGCAGCUGGAGUUCACGUACAUACUGACGCAGCAGCUCGACAGCCAGCGCAUGUUCUACGAGGAGAAGAUGAACAAGUUAGAAGCGGAGCACAUAUCGGAGUGUGAGAAGCUUCGGUUCCGAGCGACGGAGGCGGAGGCGUCGUCCUCCAAGCUGAGCGAGCAGGUCGCCACACUCACGCGGGAGAAUAAGAACUUGGAGAGGAAGCUGCAGCAAGUUACCAACAAACUAUCAGUAUUGCAAAACGAGUUGUCAGAGGAACGAGGACUGGCCGCUGCCCUCGCUAACAGCCAGGCGGAGUGGCAGGCCAGGGCUAAAGUCAAGGAGGAGAACUUUGUUAAGGAGGUAUCCGAGCUAAAAGAACAGCUGCGAGACGUGAUGUUCUUCGUGGAAGCUCGUGGCCAGUUGCAGCAAGCCGGAGCCUCGCACGCCGAGCUGGCCGACGCACAGGUCAGCGUCGCGCCGCCACCCAAACCGCGGCGGCGGCGCCGGUAGCCUGCUAGUACUGUAACACUACGCUUAUGUGGAAAAUAUACUUCUCUAUUAAUCAAAACUCAUUGUUGAACAGUAUUAUAGUCUUCAGCUAUAAAAUUACCGUCAGAUCUGCAGUUUCAUAGGUAGGUAAAACGUUAUAGAAAUGUAGCGUGAUGGUGGAUGCCAAUUUGUGUAAAGAUAUUUGAUUUCCCGCCUUCCAAUUCUAUUUACAUAGCAACUAAACUAGCCAGAUUAAACAAAAAGUAAAUUGUCCCUUACUAUUACGAAUUCCUUCAAUAGUUGUGACACACGCGUAGAUUGUGUUUAGCAGGUUAAAAUAAUAUAACUCAGAUUUUUUCAAUUCAUAUAAGCGUAGUGUAUUUUAUUUAAAUGUAAUUUAAUAAAAAUAUAGGUAUAAUGUUGAUGUAAACCCCUUGCGUUAAUGUAACAAAAUAAAAGGCUGUAUUCUUCAAAUAUUUAAUGAUUGAAACGCAAACGUGUCUUUUAAAAGUAGUGUAACUAUCUAUGUGGCCCAAAUGUAAAAGAAUAUAAUAUAUUUAUUGUUUUUUAUAAAACUAUCACUGACUAACAUCUGUGGCUAUUACAUUCACUUUUUUAUUUGUAAAAUUCAAUCAAAGAUGGAGGUUUGAAAUAUCUAGGGUUGCCACAUUUGCCACGUUUUCCAAUAUAAGGGUAAACAUAUGCAGCUUUCAUCGAAUGUCUCGAAUGCUGCAAGUCACUGUGAUAAAUGUUCAUAGGUUGUAAGUGAAAAUAUUAUUUCGAUGUAUUUUUUGUGACUAAAUUUCUAUGCCAAGGCACAUACUUAAAUUGAUAAAGACUUGUGUCAUGUAAUAAUUGGUAAAUUGUAGAUUAUGAAAACAUUGGAUUUACUGUGGUGAAUAAAAAUGAUUAAAAAUAA
This is a messenger RNA of Spodoptera frugiperda (fall armyworm), 2792 nucleotides long. Its product is annotated as BRCA1-associated protein. Gene Ontology annotation, biological process: protein ubiquitination; Ras protein signal transduction. Gene Ontology annotation, cellular component: cytoplasm. NCBI's taxonomy places the organism in Eukaryota, Metazoa, Arthropoda, Insecta, Lepidoptera, Noctuidae. Bases 245 to 1894 code for a protein of 549 amino acids. The record is from RefSeq and is a predicted model, not a curated record. Gene Ontology annotation, molecular function: ubiquitin protein ligase activity; zinc ion binding. The transcript has 11 exons.